GACCCCAUAAGAAGGUUUAUGUCCUUUCUAGUACCGGUAUUCACAAUUCUAUGUAACAUUCUUUCUCGCCAGUGUAAACGGAAGUGAACAGUGUCGAAGAACAUUUUACACGUUAGCGUUUUUAUUGUUGUUAUUUAGACGUUUAUUUACCCGCACAGCAUCACAUAUGUACCCCAUGCAGUCUUUAAUUCGAGUAUCGAGGCAACACUAGCUAGCUGCUAACGUUAGUUAACAAUGGCUAACUGUAUGGUUUUUCAAACUCAAAUAGCCUCCAUCAUGGAGGUGCUAGCGAAUGCAGCUGUGAUAGAUAUAUGUAAACUCGUAGACGACGACUAUGCAGUGUUUCGUUUGGAAAUAACUCAAAGCCAGAAAGAAAACAGGGCAUUGCGUAGGAAGCUACAGCUACUGGAACUGAAGGUGGCACGGGAGCGCGCAGAGAGGACAAUGCGAGAGCGCGUUCUCGCCAGUCGUCCGAGUAGUGUCAAGAUCCUCGACCGAUACAGAGGAAUUGCAAGAGGUGAAGGACAUCUCACUGGAGGCCACAGGAGCUUUGUGAAGCCAGCGAGACACAAUACAUGGAAAGAUGAUCAACCAAUCACUGUUGAUGAGGGGAAUGGAACCUCAACCCAGCACGUUAUCGUGAUAGAGUCUGCAGAUACAGAGGCUGCAGGUCCUGGAGUGAAGCAAGAUAGGUCUGAAAGAGAGGAGGACCUACAGCACAGCAGAAACAUCCAGACUGGAGCGGCUGGAGCGUCCUCUGUAGCCACGAAGGACCCCACCACGGCCCCAGCGCAGACCAGUGCCGGCUCAGAGUAUUUACCGGUAUAUCAUCAGAGCCAGGGGACUGUUCAUUCCUGUGGAGAUGGUGAUGCAUUAGUCACUGGUGGUGAUGAUCCGUCAUGUUAUUACACUACAGAGAUGGACCCUGGCAACAUAUCCUUGGGUUUAGAGACACAGACUGAUUUGUCUAGAGGGGACUGGAAACAGUACAGUAGUAGUGUGUACUCUGAAGGGUGCCUAGAUAAGAAAGGGGAGGUUAUAGUGGUAGAUGAGGUGACUGUGAAAGUGGAGGGUGAUGCUCCUCCCACAUGGAAUGCAGAUAGCCACCUAGGAGACGGACACUCACAGGGCAGAGAUUUCUUAGAUUACAGGGAAAGCUUAGAGACAAAUCCAAAUGUUGGGACACACUCCCCUUUACACAUUCUCAGGGAUCGCGACCCAGUGUCCACGUCGAUGGGGCCUUCUGAUUCACACGGCCAUGUACUUUUCAAUCCGGUAUUGAGCGCAAACGACAGGGCUAGAGCUCAGGGAGGGGGAGCCCCAUCAGGCAAUAGUAAAGAGAAACGGUUCCUCUGCAUGUUCUGUAACAAAGGCUUCAGCUGCCCCCAGAAGGUGGAGAUCCACCAGAGGGUCCAUACAGGGGAGAAACCCUUCAGUUGUACCCAAUGUCACAUGCGCUUUGCUGAGGCUGGCAGCCUGAAGAGGCACCAGAGGGUCCACACAGGGGAGAAACCCUACAGCUGCCCCCAGUGUGAGAAGAGGUUCUCCCACCAGCACCAUCUAAAGAGGCACUUGAAGGUCCACACGGAAUAGAGGUCGUUCAUCUGUAAGCACUGUCGGAAGAGGUUCUCGGAGAGGAGUUACCUCAGGAUACAUCAGCAGAAAAACCAUCCCACUCAAAUAUAGAAAGUAACCAUUCUAUUCAAUGGCUUCUGACGUUUAGAUCAAACUCUGCCCUAAAGAUAGACUCAGCGAGAUGACGUAGAUCAAUUUCCACACCAACAAGGCCAAGACAUUUUGGGAUAUAUAGUUCUUAAUUUAGCCUACACAGUACAAACGGUAUGUUCACAAAUGCCUAUUUCAUUACUUCCAUUCAACUAUUUUUAAAAUCUUUUUAAAUAAACAUUUAUUGUUAUUUUUUGUACCCCUUUUUUCUCCCCAGUGGUGGUUACAGUUUUGUCCCAUGCUGCAACUCACGUACAGACUCGGGAAAGGCGAAGGUGGAGAGCCGUGCAUCCUCCGAAACACAACCCAACCAAGCCGCACUGCUUCUUGACUCAAUGCCGGCUUAACCCGGAAGGCAGCCGCACCUAUGUGUCAGAGGAAACACCGUACACCUGGUGACCAUUUCAGUGUGCAUUGCGCCCGGCACGCCACAGGAGUUGCUAGUGCGCGAUGUGACAAGAACGUCCCUGCUGGCCAAACCCUCCCCUAACCCGGAAGAUGCUGGGCUAAUUGUGCGCCGCCCCAUGGGUCUCCCGGUCGCGGUCAGCUGCGACAGAGCCUGGACUCGAACCAGGAUCUCUAGUGGCACAGCUAGCAAUGCCUUAGACCACUGCGCCACUCGGGAGGCCAUCAAACGCUUUUAAUGAGAAAAUGAAUGCAGUUCAUCAAGUUCAUGCAGAUUUGUAGUUGAGAUGUGUAUAUGUGGUUUUCAUAUGGUAUAUUUAAAACGUGUUUAUGUUUAAUAAACAGAAAAUGGGACUUUUCAUUCGAA
Oncorhynchus masou masou (cherry salmon) is the source of this 2497-nucleotide messenger RNA. RefSeq names its product zinc finger and BTB domain-containing protein 18-like. Bases 235 to 1593 code for a protein of 452 amino acids. The record is from RefSeq and is a predicted model, not a curated record. NCBI's taxonomy places the organism in Eukaryota, Metazoa, Chordata, Actinopteri, Salmoniformes, Salmonidae. The transcript has 3 exons.